CAUGCGCCCUGGCGGAGGAGAGGAGUCGUGGCUCCGUUAGCUCCGUUAGCUAGCGGACGGCUCCGGUUGGGGAAGACGGUGUGGAGGAAGGUGUCCUGCGCACUGUAGGCGGACAUAUAUCGGCGACUUGAGACAUCCCCGGCUAAUCCUUGAGCUAACCAUUAUCCCUCCAUGCUGUCCAAGAGAGGAAGAUAACGCUAAUAGCCGCGCACUGCCACCUCAGUUAGCCGACACUCAGAAGGAACUGCGUCUUGCUUGAAGAGCUUUUUUCCCCCAAUUUUUCAGGCGGAAUCUGUGUUUUGUUUUGUUUUGUUUUGUUUUGUUGUUGAAAAUUUUACAACUGCUGACUUGUGAGAAUGAGGUUGCCCAGUAACAGACAUUGUGCGAUGGAGGGAGACGGGAAGAUGAUGGACCAAGCUCCUCCGGUCAGAAACCCGUUUGUACACGUCUUGAAAUUCAGCCCUUUGGAGAAGGCGAAGAUUGCAUUGAUGACAGUCACACUGUUCCCCAUCCGUCUACUCAUAGCUGCAUUCAUGAUGUUGCUGGCCUGGCCUUUUGCCUUCCUUGCCUCAGUCGGGCGCUCCGAGACCACCGUCGAACCCCAGUGCCUCUGGAGAAGACUGGUGGACAUAAUUCUGAGAAUCAUCAUGCGGGUCAUGUGGUUUGCGGGAGGUUUCCAUUGGAUGACUGUGAAGGGGCAAAGGGCAUUGCCUGCAGAAGCUCCCAUCCUCACCCUGGCACCCCACUCUUCUUACUUUGAUGCCAUCCCAGUCACCAUGACAAUGUCCUCCAUUGUCAUGAAGGCUGAGAGCAAGGAUCUACCUCUCUGGGGCACUUUGAUUAAGUACAUCAGGCCGGUGUUUGUGUCACGAUCAGACCAGAACUCCAGAAAGAAGACUGUGGAGGAGAUCAAACGUAGAGCUCAUUCUGGAGGGGAGUGGCCUCAGAUCAUGAUUUUUCCAGAGGGAACGUGCACCAACAGAUCCUGCAUAAUCACCUUUAAGCCAGGAGCCUUCAUCCCAGCUGUACCAGUGCAGCCUGUGGUUAUUCGUUACCCUAACAAACUGGACACAAUUACAUGGACAUGGCAAGGGCCAGGAGCAUUUGAAAUCUUGUGGCUGACACUCUGCCAGUUACACAAUGAAUUUGUCAUAGAGUUCCUUCCCAUCUACACACCUUCAGAAGAGGAGAAGAAGAAUCCUGCUCUGUUUGCUAUCAAUGUGAGACGUGUCAUGGCGAAAGCCCUGGGGGUUCCCAUCACAGACUAUUCAUUUGAAGACUGCCAGCUGGCCAUGGCAGAGGGCCAGCUGAGACUACCAGUCGACACCUGUCUGCUGGAGUUUGCCAAGCUCGCCAGGAGACUGGGGCUGAAACCCAAGAACACAGAGAAGGUUUUGCAGGAGUUUGGGAACCGAGCCAGGAAGCUUGAAGGACAGAAGCUGGGCUUGGAGGACUUUGCUCACUUCCUUGAUGUGCCAGUUUCAGAUAUGCUGCGAGACAUGUUUGCUCUUUUUGAUGAGCACGAAGAUAACAGCAUGGAUAUUAGAGAAUAUGUGAUAGCCUUAUCUGUUGUAUGCAGACCUGCCAAAACUCUGGAAACAAUGAAAUUGGCCUUCAAGAUGUUUGAGGCAGAGGAGGAUGGUGCCAUCACAGAGAGGGAGUUGGCAGUCGUACUGAAAACGGCUUUAGGAGUGACUCACCUCAGCGUGUCACGUCUAUUUACAGCCAUCGACGCUGAAGACACAGGGAAGAUCACGUUUGACAAGUUCAGACGCUUUGUGGAGCAGAACCCAGACUUUGCUGAGGAAUACCUGUACACAGAAAACGCAGGCCUCCACAGCGGUCCCUGCCACAGCCACCAAACACAGUCCAGCCUGUCUCCUCUGGACCUGCAUGGCACUGCCACCAGCAAAACAGCUAAUGGUAUCUGUCCCGACUUCAGCCCCAGCGACCCCGACGGCACAAUAGAUGGACUCCUGAAGAAACACAACUGAAAAGGUUUAAAUGUUAACAGGAGAAAACAAACUCCUCUCCUGGUGAGAGGCUGUUCUGUACGAGGCAGUGGGUGGUAAGUUACUCUGUAGUGACUUGUUUGAAAUGAAGGGACUACGUUUCAGUAACCACAGCUACAAAAGUGAAGAAGUUUACCUGACCCUUUUUUUAUUAGUAUUUUGUCCAUGAAAUUCCUGAAGUUAUUUUCAGCCUGUUAACAGUUUAUUUUGUUAUAAAUCCUUUUUUUGUUAUUUUUUCAUAGCAAGAAUCGUCAAAAUGCCAAACAGUGGCUGUUACAGAUAUAAUGCUUGAAUACUUGAAGGGCAAGCACUUAUUAGGAUUUCUGGGGCAGAUGUUUUUUUUUUGUUUGUUUUGUUUUUUCCUUCCAACAUAGUGCUGUGCAUGUUUUUACCACAAGGGAAGUAAGACGAGAACAAGCCCUGGACAGUGACGUGAACGAACUUUUGGUGAAAUCAGUGUUCGACUCUCAUUUAUUUGUAACUUUAAAUCAUUUCCUCUCUUUUAUGGUAGCUGCCUUUUGAAUUGAAAGUGCAGAAUGCAUGGGCUCAUGUCAUUGUGAGCAGGUCUGAGGAUUAUUUAUGUAAAGAAGGAAGGCCUGAGGGUACCAGUGACAACUGAUUGCUUGAAGCAUUUAGCUUCAGUAGCUUCGUUUGAGGUUAACUCGGGUCUCUGCAAGUUGAUGGUCAUAACUGCUAUGAGCCUGUUGUGUGUUUGCGUGCGUGCGUGUGUAUAUAUAUGACGAUAUAUUUGAUUUAGCUCAGGGUUCAGUGACAAAAAUGAAAAAUUUAACUCGUAUGAUGUCAUCAUUUUGACGCUGAAUGGGUUGUGUGCAUGUAAACUCUUUUUCUUACAUCAGUACGUACUUUUCUGUCCAGUCAUACCUCAUCAUCCACAUCAUCUUUAUUUCUCUCCCUUUCUUUUGUUUUUUCAAAUUACACAACGUGGACCAAAAAUGCAUCAGAUAAUUUAACGUCACCUCUCAUGUUCGUACUGUCCUUUUGAGUCAGUGGUGUGACGGCUUUAAGGGAAGAAGAAUCACUGUAUGUGACCACUGAAAGCACAUUGAGUUUGGAGGCUUUGUAGGUAUUUUAAAGGCAGGGUCAUACUACUUCCCCCUUCUGCAUUACACUGUUAUUAAAACUUCUUAAUCAUUCCUACUUUCCCCUUCACAGCAUCUUAUUCCUCAAUCUGUUUAAGGAUACAAUUGGCCUCAUCAUCACCUGUGAAGUUCAUGCUGUUACGGAUCUGCAUGAAGGAAAAUGUGUUGUUUUUAUGUACCGAGGCAUGUUUUAAAAUGGAUCCAAGCAUCUUUGUAUCAUUUGAGGGACCAGAAUACAAUUGAAAAACAUCCACCUACAUCUAUCUGCUUUUGUUAAUUGGUGAUCUAAUUAACAGAAACCUAUUUGUCACUGAAUGUGGUCUGAUUUUAAGUUUUUAGGACACUGACAGCAGCCUGUGGUCAUUAAAUGUAAUAGUCAAAUUUUAAUCCAAAUAAGGAAAUUUAUAUUACAAGUUUUAUCUUAAAAUAAGCAAAAAGUACAGAUGCUUAUUAGUCUUUAAAUUAUUGACUUUAGGAUACGGUUGCAUUCAUAUUGGAAAGAAAGUUUCACAUGUUGUAAUAAGUCAAAAUUGUCUUCUUUUUUGUUUCAUUUUAAUUUAGGAAACAUCUGAAAUUACAAUCACCUGAUACUUUUCAAUGUGUUGACAGAAGCCUUCCUUUGCACUUCUGUUAAUAACACAGUGAUGCUCCUUUCAAUCAUUUGCCAACAAUCGAUUGGCUUUUUUUUGUUUUUGUUUUUUUCAGCGUCUUUCUCUUUGGGAACACACAAAGCAACAUAAAACUUAUUUUAAAAAAAGUCUACAGUGCUUUACAUAAUGCCAUUUGAAGGAGAAGUAAUUGUUAAAGGGAAUAACGACACACAUUAGAAUCUGUUUCUAGCUGGUUUGUCUUUAUUGAUAUCACACAAAGUUUUACAACUUGACUUUUAUUUCUCGUUGCUGUAAAUUCAUCCCAUUCCCAUCCUGUUCAUGACCAUGCGUACUGGACAUGUAUCCCCACUCUGGCUUUCAGUGAAGCAAUAUUUCACAUCUCUUAAGCCUUCUCAAGGUGUAUGCUUUUGAAGAGUUCUGAUAUGUAUUUUGAAUAUUCCAAAUGCAGGACAUUUUGUGAAUUUUUGAUAUACGUAUAUGAAUGAUUUUUAUUUUCACUGCCAUGACAAAGAUCUGUGAUCUUCUCUCCUCUGCAGAUUGUAUUGAUGGUGAAAAAUGAGCCACAUUUUUUUCCUUUUGUAUAAUACUGCAGUUGUUUUUGUGCUGUAUUCCUCCUACACAGUGUAAGGUUUUAUUAUUAUAUUAUUACUAUUAUCGCUGAGUUGACUGCUUAGAGACAAAAUGCAGAUUUCAUAUGGAAACCAAUAGCCUUGAAUCUAUAGAGUUUUUAUGCUAAAAAAAGAGAAUGUAUAGACAAUCUUGUCACAAUCAGAAGCUCCUCAAAGCACUGAUCUCCAGUGGACAUUUUCCUAAGAAAUCAUAGGUUUCAAAUCUAUGCUUUUUAUUGUCUUUGAACCUUUUCUUUUUAAGUGUUAUUUUAUUUUGUAAAGGUGUGCAGGUUGAACUAAGCAAAGUGUGAGUGAGUGUUAAGUGUGUGAGGCCUUGAGGUGAGUUUGCCGCCACAUGACGGGCCUCAACACACAACCGCUCCAGACUGCACACACACACAAACUAACAUUUAACAUGUUACAUCCAAACCUUUUAGUAUUGCCCCCUUAAUACUUUGUCCUUUAAAACUGUAUGUAUUUGUGCUUGCACUUUAGAUUGCUUUGUCAUUCUUUUCUUUAUUUUUGCUCUAAAGAAUGUUACAUUUGUAGGUUACAGUAUUGUAGCUGAACUUCCAAUAUGAUUAGGGUUUUUUGCGUUCAUGUAUUUGCUACAAUAACGGGAGCACAGAGGAAAUUGGGGCUCACAACCCUCACCCCACAUUUCAGUUCUCAACACUUUUUAAAUCUACUUUUCUGCUUUGUCUCAGGAUUGUUGAAAUUUUGUGGCUUGGGAAUGAAUUGGUAAACUGACAGGACUUCACCGUAAAGAUUUGAAUGACUUAAACCUGUUUGCGCCAUGAAAUGGAUAAGUAUUAAAUGUACUCCUCUGUGAUGUGAUCUGAUUAUACAUUAGAGUCUGUACUUAGGAGGGAAACCAUUUGUGUGCAUAGAUUGGGAUUCUGAUUGUUACAACUGAAAAUAUUUCCAGACCUGGCCCAGAAUGAAAUGUAUUGAGCUACUUUAACCCCUCAUGUAGUUUUGUGUUAAGCGGACAAUUCCAUUAGACAGUCUAAAGGAUGAUAUUAUACUUCAUCAGCAAGUCAAAUAUAUACUUUCAUAUAAAUAUUCAGUAUUUACAUUCUGCAUUGGGGCUGUUUGCAAAUACUGGGUCCAUUUUUUUUUCUUUUCACACUUGUUACAUUUACCUUUAUUUCAAAUGCCUCACUCGGGGUGAAUCUCAUUUUUUUCUACUUGGCAUCAACCUGAGAAAAAUGUAAACCUGCAAGAGAAACUUGUAUUUAUGCUACUGCUGCCUGCUUCCCACAGUUUGUCCAGCAGUGAGCCUAAGACGAAGGACUUGUGUACUCUGACGGAGCGAUAUUGUCUUUCCGAUGGCUCGUUGUGUGUGGACCGAGAAACUGAACUGUUCUUUCUGUAGCUUUACUCCUGUCUUUUUCUAGACUGAACAGGUUUUAUUUUAUUAAUGCAUUUUGAUGAUGAAGAGUCAUUACUGCAAGCUACUUUGAAUUUGUUCAGGACUGCUAUGAUAUAACCUGUUAAUGUGACUCUUGGGUGGAAUUAAACAAGAAACAUUAACACACA
Molecule: messenger RNA, 5873 nt
Organism: Amphiprion ocellaris (clown anemonefish)
Lineage: Eukaryota; Metazoa; Chordata; Actinopteri; Pomacentridae
Product: lysophosphatidylcholine acyltransferase 1
Exons: 14
Coding region: 357-1994 (545 amino acids)
Molecular function (GO): calcium ion binding
Source: RefSeq, a predicted model, not a curated record